This is a messenger RNA of Xiphophorus maculatus (southern platyfish), 1162 nucleotides long. RefSeq names its product myeloid cell surface antigen CD33-like. Lineage: Eukaryota; Metazoa; Chordata; Actinopteri; Cyprinodontiformes; Poeciliidae. The transcript has 8 exons. Bases 41 to 1162 code for a protein of 373 amino acids. The record is from RefSeq and is a predicted model, not a curated record.
ACUGUUGCCAACAAUUUUUGAUACAAACAUAUUUGACCUGAUGGAGGGAUGUAGCAGUGAGAUGGCAGCCUUCUCCCAGAACAUGCUGACAGUCAGCAUGUUACUGAGUGUCUUCUUACUUUCAGGAGUUCAGACUGGAUGUACUGACAAGAACCCAAACCUGAAAAUUACUGCACCAGAGGAGAUGGAAGCUCUGAGUGGAUCCUGUUUGCUAAUCCCAUGUAGCUUUAGAGAAAUACCAGAGAAACCAGGAGAAAAGUUUGACAACAGCAGAGAAAUAUUUGGAGUUUGGAUUAAAAGUGUUUCAGCAUUUGAAAAUAAUAAGAAAAAUGUGAUUUACAACAGCAGUCAGUCUCAAAACAGCUAUGCAGUGAACAUUUCUGGAAACCUGAGAGAGAAGAACUGCACCAGUGUGUUUUCUAAUGUAAAGUCAAAUCAAACAGACAAAUACUUCUUCAGGAUGGAGAACUGGCCGUUCAGAGCAACAGCUAAAUGUGAUCCUGUUAAUAUAACAGUUAGAGAUUCUGCUUGGAGCCCCAGGAUUGAAAUCUCAGGUGACAUGAAGGAGAAGAACUCUGUCACCGUAACGUGCUCAGCUCUCACUCCCUGUCCACAAUCACCUCCUGGACUCACCUUGAACCUCCAACCAAACCCUCACAGACAGAUGGAGAGGAACAAAGAUGGAACGUUUACAACUACAAUCCAGCAGAACAUCACUCUGUCAGAGAUCCACGAUGGAUACAACAUCACCUGCUCUGCCAGAUAUCCUGUGAAAGGAGGAAAAAACAAGACAGCAAAUACAAAAGUGACUCUCAGUGUUUCCUAUGCUCCCAAAGAAACCUCAGCAGCUAGAUGGAUGGAGCUGAACUGCUCCAGCAGAGUCAAUCCUCCCAUCAGCUGCUUCACCUGGGUUAAAAACAGCAAACAUACAGCCAUGAUAGUAGCUGAAGGAGACGUCAGAUUAACCGUCUAUGAGGAAGAAACCCACUGCUAUAAUCGACAGUUUUGGGAUCAUGUCUACAUUGCAGUAAAGAUCCUGGGUCUUGUGACUCUCUGCUGUUUGACGAUCAUCGUAGAGUGUUGGUCUAGAUCAGUAUUGACCAACAAACAAAAGAAGGACGCAGAAGAAGCAGAUGACAACAACAGAGUGACGGAGAUCUGA